Messenger RNA from Cladophialophora bantiana CBS 173.52, 3396 nucleotides. RefSeq names its product potassium/sodium efflux P-type ATPase, fungal-type. Gene Ontology annotation, cellular component: plasma membrane. The transcript has 2 exons. The coding region runs from base 1 to 3396 and encodes 1131 amino acids. NCBI's taxonomy places the organism in Eukaryota, Fungi, Ascomycota, Eurotiomycetes, Chaetothyriales, Herpotrichiellaceae. Gene Ontology annotation, molecular function: ATP hydrolysis activity; ATP binding; P-type calcium transporter activity. The record is from RefSeq and is a predicted model, not a curated record. Gene Ontology annotation, biological process: intracellular calcium ion homeostasis; calcium ion transmembrane transport.
AUGGGCAAAAAGGGUGCAAGAGCCGAACAGAACUAUCCGAAGUUACCAUUCUUACUCUCUGCGGAUGAGAUCAUCAUUCACCUCGAGACAAGGCUCGAUUCAGGCUUGAGCUCUGCUCAAGUCCAGCAAUACCAACAGAAAUAUGGACCCAACAGGCUCGAAGGAGAUGGAGGUGUCUCCUGGUACGCCAUUCUGGGGAAGCAAAUCUCCAAUGCCAUGAUUCUAGUGUUGGUGCUCGCCAUGGCACUAUCGUACGGCGUGGAAGAUUUCGUUGAAGGGGCUGUCAUCACCGCGGUCAUCGUUCUCAACGUCGUCAUCGGCUUCUACCAGGAAUUCCAGGCCGAGAAGAAAAUGGACGCUCUGCGCUCGCUCUCCUCACCUUCGGCAGCCGUUAUUAGGGAUGGGAAUGAAAUGACCGUUCCAUCUGCGGAAGUGGUUCCCGGUGACAUCGUAUCAAUCAAGACAGGGGACACUGUUCCUGCUGACUUGCGGCUGUUCGAAGUCAUGAACCUCGAAUGUGACGAGGCCAUCUUGACGGGCGAAGCAUUGCCAGUUGCCAAAGAAGUCGAAUUUGAGGCAAAGCACGGCACUGCCAAAGAAGACCUGGGACUAGGCGAUCGGCUCAACAUUGCGUACUCCUCCUCUACAGUCACAAAGGGGCGGGGCCGCGGUGUAGUGGUCUACACUGGCAUGUCGACAGCCAUUGGGGGGAUAGCUGCCUCAAUGCAGGGUAAACGACGCAAGCCCAAUCGGUCCAUGUCGAGAAAGAAGUAUGGACCCAUGCAGCCCGUCAAGGGCGGUGCACUGCGUGUAUAUGACGGCGUCCGCAAGUUCCUGGGUCUGACUGGGGGCACGCCCCUGCAAAUCAAGCUCAGCAAACUAGCGUACGUCCUCUUCGGUUGCGCCAUUCUCCUUGCCAUCAUUGUGUUCGGCGUCAACCGAUUCAAUGUCACGAACGAGGUCGCUAUCUAUGCCAUUUCGACCGGAAUCGCCAUUAUCCCGGAAUCUCUGAUUGCAGUCCUCACCAUCACCAUGGUCGUUGGCAUGACGCAGAUGCGGAAACGGAAGGUUGUGAUUCGACAACUCAGUGCGCUCGAGGCCCUCGGUGGUGUUACCAACAUCUGCUCAGACAAAACUGGCACUCUUACCCAGGGAAAGAUGGUUACUCGAAAAGCAUUCAUUCCCGGUGUCGGCAUCUACAGCGUGGAAAAUUCAAACAACGCCUCUGACCCCACUGAAGGCACCAUCACUCUGGGAAAGGCGCCUAAGUCUCGGCAGGAAGUCGAAGCAGAAAGACUAGCAAGAGAAGAAGCCUUCGAUCGCAAACGUAGCACUGCCGGCAUCUCUUUCGAUUUACCGAGCGAGAAAGUGGUGCAGAAAGAUGCCGAAAAAGCGUCUGUGGAACAGGAUAAUAACGCCGUCAGACCGAAUCUGGAUGUCACGCCAGAACUCCAAGCGUUCCUAGAAUCUGCAGCUCUCUGCAACCUGGCCACUGUUCGUAAAGUCACCGAGGAUGGGCAAGAGAAGUGGAAAACAGCAGGCGAUCCGACAGAGAUUGCUCUACAAGUCUUCUCACACCGCUUCAACCACGGCAAGAAAACCCUCGAAGAAGAAAACGGUUGGACUCAGAAAAUGGAGUAUCCAUUUGACAGCUCUAUUAAGCGCAUGUCGGUCGUAUACACCAAGGCCGGUGAGGGCCACUCCAUUAUCUUUACCAAAGGCGCAGUCGAACGCAUCAUCGACCUGUGCACGGCCGUGGGUGUAGGUGAAAACGAACAAGCCAUGACCGCUUCAGUGAAGGAAGGCAUCUUGGAACAGAUGACGUUCCUCGCCGAGCAAGGCCUGCGCGUGCUAGCCAUCGCAAGGAAAUUCACGACAAUGGAAAUCGCUGAACACUCGGACGUUGACCGGAGUCUUGUUGAGAAGGAUCUCUGCCUGCUCGGUCUCGCUGGUUUAUAUGAUCCACCUCGCCUUGAGACCAAAACCGCCGUGCAGGCCUGCACUACCGCCGGGAUCACCGUGUCCAUGCUGACAGGCGACCACCCAUCGACAGCGACUGCAAUCGCAAAGGAAGUCGGCAUCAUUCCAAGGAACAUGGGGAGCCUCCCAGCUGACGUGGCCGCUGCAAUUGUCAAAACCGCCACGGAAUUCGACAGGAUGAGCGACUCAGAAAUUGACGCCCUCCCCACUCUGCCUCUGGUCGUUGCCCGCUGCGCGCCCGAGACCAAAGUACGCAUGAUCGAGGCGCUGCACCGUCGGAACAAAUUUGCAGCCAUGACAGGGGACGGGGUGAAUGAUUCGCCAUCUCUCAAGCUCGCCGACGUAGGGAUCGCCAUGGGUCUCAACGGCAGCGACGUGGCGAAAUCAGCGUCCGACAUUGUUCUCACAGACGACAACUUCGCGUCCAUCGUCAACGCCGUGGAGGAAGGACGCCGGAUGUUCGACAACAUCCAGCGCUUCGUCCUACACCUGCUCACGUCCAACGUCGGCGAAGUCAUCCUCCUCAUCUGCGGCCUGGGAUUCCAGGACGACACCGGCUUCUCCGUGUUUCCCUUAUCCCCCUUGCAAAUUUUGUGGAUCAACAUGCUCACAUCCUCGUUCCCGGCGUUCGGGCUCGGACGAGAAAAGGCAUCGCCGGACGUCAUGGAGCGGCCUCCGCACGACAACAAAAAGGGUGUCUUCACCUGGGAGCUGAUAACGGACAUGCUUGUGUACGGGACCAUUCAAGGGACGUGCUGCCUCAUGACGUUCGUCUUCAUCGUCUACGGGCCCGGCCCCGACGGGCUGGGGCGGGACUGCAACCGUAAGUAUAACGACACGUGCGACGUCGUCUUCCGGGCCCGCGCAGCCGUCUUCGCCGAGCUGACUUGGCUGAUCCUCAUCUCGGCGUGGGAAUUCAAGGCCCUGCGCAGGAGCAUGUUCCGCAUUAACCCGCACGACCCGCGCACCUUCCCCUUCUUCCAGGACAUCUGGGAGAACCAGUUCCUCUUCUGGUCCGUGGUCAUCGGCGCGCUCUCGGUGUUCCCCGCCGUCUACAUCCCCGGCCUGAACACGUCAGUGUUCAAACACAAGGGGAUCAGCUGGGAAUGGGCCCCUGCCAUCGUCUGCGUGUUCGUCUUCGUGAGCGGGAUGGAGGCCUGGAAGUACGUCAAGCGCGCCGCCAGGUGGUUCGAAGAAGAAGAGACCGAGGGCAUGAAAGUCAGACGCCACGCCCACGGCCAUGCUGCGAGCGCCGCGCUGUCUCUGAGACAGGGCUUCUUCACCAUGACGAGGAGCUUUACCAGGAGUAAGUCUGAAGAGAAGCAGAGGACGAUGGCGACAACGAGGCGGGAGCUGAGCGACUGGAAUACAAGCGGGAGACCACGGGUGUUGCCAAAAGUCAGAGAGGAUGUUUGA